Molecule: messenger RNA, 518 nt
Organism: Thermothielavioides terrestris NRRL 8126
Lineage: Eukaryota; Fungi; Ascomycota; Sordariomycetes; Sordariales; Chaetomiaceae
Exons: 1
Coding region: 275-433 (52 amino acids)
Source: RefSeq, a predicted model, not a curated record
AGAGCCGGCAAGUCGGGAGGUGCCGUCGUUUCUCAAGCAACGGAUUGCACUGUCGCAGCUUCGUUUUGCAGGCACUCCCUCGCUGAGGGAAGCCCCAGGAUGUGGCUAUUUUUAUCGCGUAUCAGCUCAUCUGCUCAAAGCUCUCUUGACGGCCGUGGGCCCCCUCAACUAUGGCCCAGCGUUCCCCGAUCUCCAACCGACGGCUCCAACGGACAAGAUCUCCGCUCGCUCAAAGCAUGACCCCAACGCAGAAUGAUCGGCCAGCGCGUGAUGAAUGCUCUUUGACGAAUGGGACUACGGCGAUAUGAAGGAGCGCCUGCGGGUAAUCCUCACGAAGCUUAACAGGCCGGCUCUCAUGCGCCAUGGCGAGCUCGUUAGAGGGCAGAGAUUGACUAUGAGCGAGCCAUUCUCGGCUGGCCAGUAUUGGAUCUGAUUCUCACUGAUUGCCGACGAUGGCAGCCUGGUUAUCGCCGGCGUUCGGUUGCCCCAGCACCUGACCACCACCGGCAGUCAGCGAG